AGAUGAUUAAAUCUCCAUCUAUGGAUGGAUGACUGCAAAAAUCACACUGAUAGGCCGAAAGAUAUUUGUUAUUAGCCUCUCAGAGGGGAGUAAAUGGAUGCAUGGAUGUUCUAAAUCUAAAUAUAAACCAGGCUUCAGCAGUGAAUGGUUCGGAUCAAUCACCACUGCAUUUACCUGGUCCCAUGAGGGACGAACUUGGAGAUUCAUCUCAAGCGCAACGGACCGGAGGUGUCCUCUUUGUCUAUUUAAACGCUGAGAUCUGAACGCAUUUUCGCUCCCGAUAUCGGAAAACAUCGGAAAACCUGUUUCUCUGUGAAAAUGGCGAUUCCAACCCUAAUAAUUGCUAUUUCAAUCUCAGCUCUUCUCGUCUGCCAUGGCUUCUGCUCUGCAACUCCUUCCAAGAAAUCAGACGAGCUCAACCACGAAGAAGAAGAAGAAGAAGAUCUCAGCUUCCUCGAAGAAGACGACGCCGGAUCUCCGAUCGGCGGAGAGCAUUCCAUCACCGGCGAACCUGAUCCCGAUUACCUCCCCGACGGCAACGGCGAAUUUGAAAACUUCGAAGGGCUUCCGGACUUCGAACACGGUGACGCGUACCCGCCGCCGCCACCAGAGGUCGACGACGAGGACGUCGUUGUGCUCCAGAAAGGGAAUUUCAGCUCCUUUAUUGAGAAGAAUCGGUACGUGAUGGUGGAGUUCUAUGCCUCCUGGUGUGGACACUGCCAAGCGCUGGCGCCAGAGUAUGCGGCCGCAGCAACAGAACUGAAAGGAGUUGUAGUGCUGGCGAAGGUCGAUGCAACUGUCGAGAGCGAGCUCGCAGAGAAGUAUGACGUGCAGGGGCUUCCGACGGUACUUUUCUUCGCUGAUGGAGUUCAUAAGCCGUAUCGGCAGCAGAGGAACAAGGAUGCUAUAGUGACAUGGAUUAAGAAAAAGACAGGACCAGGUAUUCACAACAUAACCACUAUUGAGGAUGCUGAACAGAUAUUGAGUGCUGAGAGUAAAGUGGUUUUGGGCUUCUUCGACUCUUUGAUGGGUCCAGAGAGCGAAGAACUUGCCACUGCUUCACAACUUGACGACGAUGUCAACUUCUACCAAACUUCCAAUCCUCAUAUAGCUAAGCUUUUCCACAUUGAACCUGAAGCUAAACGUCCAGCUUUGGUGUUGCUGAAGAAGGAUGAUGAGAAACUAAGUUUCUUUGAAGGUCAGCUCACUAAGCCUGCAAUAGUUGACUUUGUCCUUGCCAACAAGCUACCUUUGGUGACCAUUUUUACCAGGGAAAGUGCUCAGAUGAUUUUUGAGAAUCCAAUCAAUAAACAGGUUUUGCUCUUUGCCACGUCAGACGCUUCUGAGAAGGUUUUGCCAAUCUUCCAAGAGGCAGCAAAAUUUUUCAAGGGAAAGCUUGUUUUUGUGUAUGUUCAAAAAGACAAUGAGGACAUUGGGAGACCGGUUUCAGAUUAUUUUGGUGUCACUGGAGAUGGUCCUAAUCUUCUUGGCUAUGAAGGAAGCAAUGAACCCAAGAAGUAUAAGUUUGAUGGGGAAGUGACUUUAGACAGCAUCAAGGCCUUUGGGGAGGGUUUUGUUGCAGAUAGGCUCAAGCCUUUCUUCAAGUCCGAUCCGAUACCUGAGACUAAUGAUGGGGAUGUGAAAAUAGUGGUUGGAGAUAAUUUCGAUAAGAUUGUGCUAGAUGAGUCGAAGGACGUGCUUCUUGAGAUAUACGCACCAUGGUGUGGGCAUUGCCAAGCAAUGGAACCAGCUUACAACAAACUUGCCAAGCAUCUGCGUGGCAUCAGGUCCCUCGUCAUGGCUAAGAUGGAUGGAACAAGAAAUGAGCACCCACGGGCCCUGGCUGAGGGAUUUCCCACUCUUCUCUUCUUCCCAGCAGACAGCAAGAGCUCCGAUCCGCAGAUUGCUGUAGAAAUGGAUCGAACAGCCGUGGCACUGUACAAAUUCAUCAAGAAGCAUGCUUCGAUCCCUUUCAAGCUCCCAAAACCAGAAAAGGCUAUAAAAUCGGAGAACGAAUCUGUGGAUGAAGCUGAGAAGAGCAGCAGCAGAGUUGACCGAAAGGACGAGUUGUAAGGGUUUUAGUUAUGUAGCCUUUGUUUAUCAAACGGGGAGUGGGUUUGUUACGUGGGAAAACAAAAAUGGAGUGCUGAGAAGGAUAUAGUUACAGUUUCUACGCUCACUCUGAAAAUUUGACUGAGGAUUGAAUCUCCCAGAGUAGUCUUGGAGCAUGCAAGGCCGUGAGUGAAUAAAAAGAGUACAUUAUCUUCUUCUUGCUCA
Messenger RNA from Magnolia sinica, 2277 nucleotides. RefSeq names its product protein disulfide isomerase-like 1-4. Gene Ontology annotation, biological process: response to endoplasmic reticulum stress; protein folding. Lineage: Eukaryota; Viridiplantae; Streptophyta; Magnoliopsida; Magnoliales; Magnoliaceae. Gene Ontology annotation, cellular component: endoplasmic reticulum. The transcript has 12 exons. The coding region runs from base 319 to 2073 and encodes 584 amino acids. Gene Ontology annotation, molecular function: protein disulfide isomerase activity. The record is from RefSeq and is a predicted model, not a curated record.